AUGGAAUUCAAUGAGAAAAAAUUCAAUGAAUCCAUCUAUGCUGCUGGUCUCGAUACGGAUUUGGCAAAUUUUCAAUAUGGUGACUCGACGUUGGUUGGAGACAACGGCAUCAUUUUAUCUGGUGGACAGAAGGCACGCUUAUCAUUGGCUCGAGCACUAUAUCGAGAUGAAGAUAUUUAUCUACUUGAUGAUCCUCUUUCAGCUGUCGAUGUUCAAGUUGCUCGACACAUAUUCGAAAAGUAG
Messenger RNA from Rotaria sp. Silwood2, 243 nucleotides. NCBI's taxonomy places the organism in Eukaryota, Metazoa, Rotifera, Eurotatoria, Philodinida, Philodinidae. The record is from the annotation of a GenBank genome assembly.